Messenger RNA from Spea bombifrons (plains spadefoot toad), 2315 nucleotides. RefSeq names its product calpain-8-like. Bases 13 to 2127 code for a protein of 704 amino acids. The record is from RefSeq and is a predicted model, not a curated record. Gene Ontology annotation, cellular component: cytoplasm. Gene Ontology annotation, molecular function: calcium ion binding; calcium-dependent cysteine-type endopeptidase activity. The transcript has 22 exons. NCBI's taxonomy places the organism in Eukaryota, Metazoa, Chordata, Amphibia, Anura, Pelobatidae. Gene Ontology annotation, biological process: proteolysis.
CGAACGCGCAGCAUGUCUGGAGUCGCUGCUAAAAUAAGCAAAGACAGGGCUGUAGCCCGAGGUCUCGGCGCCCCCGGGAACCCGGUGAAGUAUCUCAACCAAGACUACGAGACGCUGAAGGCUCGGUGCUUGGCGUCCGGCGGUCUGUUUGAAGAUGACGCUUUCCCCGCGGGGCCAACUUCUUUGGGUCUAAAAGAUUGGGGACCGGACUCUGAGAACGCAAAGAAGAUUGUCUGGAAAAGACCCGCGGAAAUAAAACCUGACCCUCAGUUUAUUGUUGGUGGAGCUACCCACGGAGAUGUCCGGCAAGGAUCUCUGGGAGACUGCUGGUUACUGUCCGCCAUCGCCUCGCUGACACAAAAUCAAGACUUCCUCUCCCUGGUGGUUCCAGGGGACCAAAGUUUCCAGACUGACUAUGCAGGAAUCUUCCGCUUUAAGUUCUGGCAGUACGGCGAGUGGGUAGAAGUCGUAGUGGACGACCGGUUACCAACAAAAUCAGGAAAACUGGUGUUUGUGAAGUCGCUGGCCGGCAAUGAGUUCUGGAGCGCCCUCCUGGAAAAAGCAUACGCCAAGUUGAAUGGAUCCUAUGAAGCCCUGAAAGGAGGUUUACCGGUAGAGGCUUUGGAGGAUUUAACAGGCGGGACAGCUGAACUCUAUUACUUGGAUGAAGCUCCAGAAAAUUUGUUCCAGAUAGUCCAGAAGAGACUGAAAGCAAAAGCUUUACUCACCUGCUCCUCUAAAUCCGAUGAGUUUUCCAGAGAGGCCGAAACAGUUGCAAAUAACAGCGUGGUUAGGAAACAUGCGUAUUCUGUCACCGGGGCAGAAGAGGUAUCCUACCGGGGUGGUAAAGUGACAUUGAUCAGGGUGCGAAAUCCUUGGGGAUACAAAGAAUGGAACGGAGCCUGGAGUGAUAAUGCCCCAGAAUGGAAUGAGGUCGAUCCCAAUGUGAGUGCAGCGCUUAAUAUUCGGUGUGAUGAUGGAGAAGUUUGGAUGCCGAUUUCAGACUUCAUCAGCGAAUAUGUUCGGGUAGAGGUGUGUAACAUUAACCUGAGCAACGCGCUUAGCACCGACGAUCAGAAGUGGAGUGUGACGCAAUUUACAGGGAGCUGGAAGAAGGGGCUGAAUGCUGGCGGGACCCAAAAAAACAAAGAUACGUUUUGGACCAACCCAAAGUUCUGGAUAACACUGGAAGACCCCGAUGAGGAUUACGUCGGUCCUGCCACGAAGCCGUGCUGCACGAUCAUCGUGAGCCUGAUGCAGAAGGAUCGCAGGAGGAACAAACCGCUGGGAGCAAAUCUGCAUCCCAUCGGAUAUUAUAUUUAUCGGGUCCCCAAAGAGCUGCAGAAAUCGGGCCAAACCCAACUUCGCAAAGAUUUCUUCGAGAAAAACCAAGACGUCGCCCGGCAGGUUCUGUACAAGGAGCACCGCGAGAUCUCAAGUCGUUUCAAGUUACCCGUCGGCGUAUAUAUGAUUAUUCCGCACACCUACACCCCCAACCUGGAAGCGGAUUUCUGCCUCCGCGUUUUCACCGAGAAAAAGGCUGGAGCUUUUGGUGACAUUGGCUUUGGCAUAAACCCCGGUCAAAACGAGCUAAGCUUGCCCAGCACGUCCGUAGACACAACAAGUGACUCUGAAUCCAAUGAGAUGAACCAAGAGAUAAACGUAUUUGAUGCCGAGGAGCUGCAGAAGACUCUGAGUGAGAGGCUAUCAAACUGUCCUGAUAUUAAAUCAGAUGGGUUCAGUCUGGCUACGUGCAAAGAAAUGAUCAAUCUAUUUGAUAUGGACAGAACUGGAACCCUGGGGUCAGACGAGUUCAGAAUUCUCUGGAUUAAGUUACAGAAGUACAUGGAAAUCUUUAAGGAAGUGGACGCCAACCAGUCGGGAAACAUGGACGCCUAUGAAAUGCAAAACGCUUUGCAGAAAGCAGGUCUUAAUCUGAAUGACAACAUUCUCGAAGUCAUCAUUCAACGAUAUGGCACUAAAGACCUGACUAUUAGCUUUGAUGACUUCAUCGGCUGUGUCAUACGGCUGGAGACCAUGUUCAACAUGUUUCAGAUCUUGAAGACGGAGGAGAAUGAUGUCAUCAGUCUCACGUUAUAUGAGUGGGUCUGCGCAGCAUUUCCUUAAAGUGGGACAAAGGAAAAUCAUAAUGAAGAUGAUUAACACCGGAUUAUAUAUGAAUUGGACAAGAUCGCUCCGAAGAAAUCCGGAGAGCAGGGAUCCAAAUCUUUGUUUUUAGUUUUGCAAUAGGUGCCAACAGUCCCAACAGCCAUGUGUAAAUUCUGGCAUACUUCAUAAUUGGCCAUAAAUUAAAC